Messenger RNA from Eutrema salsugineum, 1091 nucleotides. Its product is annotated as transcription factor DIVARICATA. Bases 182 to 850 code for a protein of 222 amino acids. Gene Ontology annotation, molecular function: DNA binding. NCBI's taxonomy places the organism in Eukaryota, Viridiplantae, Streptophyta, Magnoliopsida, Brassicales, Brassicaceae. The transcript has 2 exons. The record is from RefSeq and is a predicted model, not a curated record.
CUUUCUCUUUUAUAUAUCCUAAUUUUUCCUUAAAACAAACUUUCCUAAGAAAAAAACCAGAGAAUCCGUAUAAAUUAUCUGAAACAGUUUCUCCAACAGCCAACAACAAAUUUUAGAUUCUGAGAUUUUACCACUCGACUCUUUUUUUUGUUCUCUUCAAAACCACUAGAAACCCGUGGAUAUGGCGUCGAGCGUGUGGACGAGAUCGGAAGAUAAGAUGUUCGAGCAAGCUUUGGUGCUUUUCCCUGAAGGAUCUCCGAAUCGGUGGGAGAGAAUCGCCGAUCAGCUCCAUAGGACUGCUGUUGAAGUUAGGGACCAUUACGAGGCGUUGGUGCACGACGUCAUCGAGAUUGAUUCCGGCCGAGUCGAUGUCCCGGAUUACAUGGAUGACUCGGCGGCUGCGGCGGCGGGUUGGGACUCGGCCGGUCAGAUCUCCUUUGGGUCUAAACACGGCGAGAGCGAACGGAAAAGAGGAACUCCUUGGACUGAAAACGAACACAAAUUGUUUCUGAUCGGAUUAAAGAGGUAUGGUAAGGGAGAUUGGAGGAGUAUAUCGAGGAACGUGGUGGUGACGAGGACACCGACGCAAGUCGCGAGCCAUGCUCAGAAAUAUUUUCUUAGACAGAACUCGGUGAAGAAGGAAAGGAAAAGGUCGAGCAUCCACGACAUAACUACGGUCGAUACUAAUCUAGCCAUGCCUGGCUCCAACAUGGACUGGUCUGGGCACCACGAGAGCCCUGUUCAUGCUCAGCAGCAGCAGCAGCAGCAGCAGCAGCAGCAGAUCAUGACGGAGUUUGGUCAGCAAAUGACGACUCCGGGUCAUUUUGAGGAUUUCGGGUUUCGGAUGUGAAAAAAAUGGUGAAGAGGAAAUUGGCCAUGGUUUUUUAGUUUAUUAGGGGUUUUUUACACAUUUUAUGUGAAUAGCAAAAAGAAUAGGAUUGGGUAUUUUCUGAUACAGGUGAUGAUGGUGAUGAAAAGUAAUAAAAUAAUAUACAUUAGUGUAUAGGAAUGCCUUUUUAUAAACACAAAUAUGUUUUAAACCAUUUUGGUGGUAUUUUGAAUCAAAUGCAUAUGGAUUGGUGGGUUUUCAA